GGGGGAAGCCUGGAUCCACGUGUUUUCAAGGCUGUCGGCCCUGCCCUGCCCCUGGCUCUCAGUUCCCUUGAAGCCAGACAGGGAAGUACAACUACUUUACCCUACCUUUCCCACAUGGGCUAAGGAGCGUGUUAACCCCCUGCUGUCUCCUGCUCCCAGUCUUUUCUGAAGCACUAGCUUGUAAAGAAAAGGAAGUGGCUGCAGUUACUGAGGAAAACAUGCCGUUAGUGCCAGAGAAUCAACUGUCUGGUUGGGAAGAAAUCACCUGGAGAGUGAGACUCAGCUCUAGAAAGAUGUAUUCGAUUGUGACAUUUUCUAGUAGUGACAGUGUCGUGGACAUCAACAUAGCCUCCCCGUUAGGCAGGAGAAUCGCCUUCCAUCCCGGGAAUCUCUCGCUCCAGAUUAAGCUGGUUAAGAAGUCGGACAGCGGUGUCUAUUCCAUGGAUGCAAUAUCUGCAUCUGGCAGACUCGAUACCACCUGCUUCCACGUGCCUGUGUUUGACCAAGUCCGGCAACCCAACCUCACAGCACUCUCUGCUCACUCAGAGCUUGGAAAGUGCAACGUGACCCUGUCCUGCCACGUCCCAGCUGCUGACAGAGCCACCUACAGCUGGUCCCGAGGUGCAUCCUGGAGCCCAGCCAGAGAGGACCAGCAGCUCCCAGGGCAUCAAUCCCAGCUGCAGCUGGAGAUCACUGCGGGCAGCAACAACACCUUCUAUCACUGCAAGGCCAGCAAUGCAGCCAGCUGGGGCACGGCCACCAUCCAUGUCAAACCUCUGUGCAACUUCCCAGCCACAGGCAGGAACACUGCCUCAUCCACGCUCUGGCUGGCGGCUGAUUCUGCGGUGACUCUCGGGAUCUUCCUGCUCCUCCAUAACUUGCAGUCUGGGCCCAUACAGGGACAGAUUAGUCAAAGGAAAAAGGAUUCUGACCCAAUCCAGAGGUUGAUAGAAAUGGAUGAAGGACUUGCUGGAUUGCUGGAAAGUUUUCAGCUCAGUCUCCCCACCUGGAUGCCAGUUGGGGACCCUGCUGCACCUGUCGCAGGAAGAUAAUGGGGCUGCUCACACACACAUGGCCAGGGAAAUGGGGGACUUCUCACUCAGAUUAGCAGGCACCACUCCAGGAGCACCUGGGAGAAAUAAACCUUGCAAGUUUAUCGCAGAUAGACUCCUUGAUGAAUUUUUCUAGGAUUUUCCCUAAGAUGGAAGUUAGGCUAAUUGGCCUAUAGUUACCUGGGUCCACCCUUCUACCCUUCUUGUGGAUGGGAACAACAUUGGCCCUCUUCCAGUCCUCAGGGACUCCUCCAGAGCAGCACAAGUUGUGGAAGAGUUUUGCCAGGGGUUCCACAAUGAUUUCAGACAGCUCCUUGAGCACGCUCAGAUGAAGAUCAUCCAGUCCCACUGACUUGUAUAUCUCUAAUUUUUUUAAUUGCUCAUACACCAAUUCUAUGACAAUAGUAGGAAGGCGAUUAUUCCUACCAUGCUCAUCCUGUACUCUACCUGGUGUUGUUUUCCUCUUGGUCCGGUGAAAGACUGAGGUGAAAUAGUCAUCCAGGAGUUCAGCGUUCUCCUGGGUACCGGUAACCAGCUCUCCGGGUUCCAGAGGCUGUUAGCUGCAAAUGGUGGGGGCACUUCCCCUCUGAGUACAGCACGCAUGAGCUAUAAUGAGUCAUACUGCGGUGUUUCAAUGAGAAGUUAUUAAAGGAGAAAAAAAUACUUCCUUUCAACUGUGAAAAUGGGCUUAUUUAGUUGGGAGAAGAGAAGACUGAGGGGGGAUUUAAUAGCAGCCUUCCACUCCCUGCAGGGUGGUUGCAAAGAGGAUGGAGCUGGACUGAUCUCAGUGGUGGCAGAUGGCAGAACAAGGAGCAAUGGGCUCCAGUUGCAGCAAGGGAGUCUGCCCUUGCAUCUGUGAAAUGAGUUUGGAAGCCAGGGACUCCCCGACCUGCCCAGAAAGGCCAUUCAACUCCCUGCUCUGAAUGCACUGGGUCCUUGCAUGGCAAUGGUGGUGCUGGAUAGGUGAGCAGCUUGGGACAGGUAUGGACACCCCCCUCGUCCUGCAGGCACUCUCCUCCAGCCCAGUCCCAGUGUAGAGCUGUUCUACCUGCCUUGCCUCUUCCCACAGCAUCAUCACAUGCUGCCCCACUGCCUCCAACUAGGCUUAAGCAUGUUUAACGCCAGCCACAGGCUCGGGGUGCUUCCCGGCUGAGACUGUGCUCCAGUCUAUGGGGCCUUGGAGCCUGUUCUGGUGAGAGGCACAGGAUGGAGCCAGUUCCCUCUUCUGUCUGAGCUGCACCGUGUAAGUGUGUCAGACAGCCAUGAGCUCCACACACAUGGGGCAAAGCUCCAGCAGGAGCCAAAGGUGCUGGUGGAUGCUGGGUUUCUAUGGCUGAGGUGCAGGACAGAGCUGCUUGCCCAGCUGCCUUCAGGGGAGGUGUUCCUGAGACGUACAAGGACUAAGAGGACACAGCCUCAGCAUCGGUCCUGCUUCACUACCUGGCAAGCUAUACAAAAAUCAGUGAAGCCAAGGAACCAGCAGCCACCAUUGCUUUAUGCAGAUAAACCUGCAUGGACUUCAGGCAUCUACAAAGGAGCAUUCAAUCAAGGAAGAUUGCUUUUUUUUAACAUUACCUUUCCCUCCUAAACCUUUGCACACCCCUAACUUUUCCCUGUUCUGGUGAAAGCAUUGGAUGCUGUCUUCCACCUCUCCCCAUGCAUUUGUUUCACCAAAACUUUGGCAUGCCCCCCCGAAAGAAAUCUCUCCCAGCCUCCUCACUUUUUGAGUUGUUUGUUCCCCUCUUCUCUCUGGCUCUCUCUGGCCAUUGUCUUUCAACCAGCAGCUGGUUGCCUAGGGCAUCCCCUAAGGAGGGGGAUCCCCCUCUCCUUGUGGCCAGAUCUAUUGUUAAACUUCUGGCCUUUGGCCUGGGAGGGCAGUCCUAAGGCAGUGGUCCUUCCUCAAGGUGUGAGCUGAUGUUACUCAAACCCACUGGUCAGCAUCAGUGAUGCUGAGAAAAUCCCUGAUGUUGGUUGGGUCCACGUGGUGAGGUCAAGAGGGCUAUUUAAGAGGGUCCCUCCAGGACGAAGGCAGGAUGGCAUCUUUAAGACACACACGCAGAAGCAUGGACCUCCGCAACUCGCUCAUCCUCUGGAUGCGGAAGUGAGUAACGUACUAGAAACCUAACUAGGAACUUAGUGUAACGUACCCUACCCACGUACCAAAAGGAUACCAAGCAGCUUUUGUUUGCUCAGGGUUAUUCUUUUGCUAUUUCAAUGACUUGUACCCCUCCCCAUGCCUACCCUCGCUACCCAAUAAAGUUGUCU
Messenger RNA from Alligator mississippiensis (American alligator), 3317 nucleotides. RefSeq names its product natural killer cell receptor 2B4-like. Lineage: Eukaryota; Metazoa; Chordata; Crocodylia; Alligatoridae. Gene Ontology annotation, cellular component: external side of plasma membrane. The coding region runs from base 219 to 1052 and encodes 277 amino acids. Gene Ontology annotation, biological process: natural killer cell activation involved in immune response. The record is from RefSeq and is a predicted model, not a curated record. Gene Ontology annotation, molecular function: MHC class I protein binding. The transcript is spliced from 3 exons.